GAGGCCGCCGCCAUCUCCGGGUGCAGCCGCCCCGAGCGCGGCCGGGCCGGGUUAGCCGGGCCCGCCGUGGGGCCAUGAGGAGCCGCAGCAACUCGGGGGUGCGCCUGGACGGCUACGCCCGCCUGGUCCAGCGGACCAUCCUCUGCCACCAGAACCCAGUGACGGGGCUGCUUUCAGCCGGGGCCGACCAUAAGGAUGCCUGGGUACGGGACAACGUCUACAGCAUCCUGGCCGUGUGGGGGCUGGGGAUGGCCUAUCGGAAGAACGCGGACCGGGAUGAGGAUAAAGCUAAAGCCUACGAGCUCGAGCAGAAUGUUGUGAAGCUGAUGCGGGGACUCUUGCAGUGCAUGAUGAGACAGGUAGAUAAGGUAGAGAAGUUCAAGCGCACUCAGAGUACCAAAGACUGCCUCCAUGCCAAGUAUAACUCUGCAACUUGUGCCACGGUGGUUGGGGACGACCAGUGGGGGCAUCUACAAGUGGAUGCAACUUCCCUCUACCUGCUCUUCUUGGCACAGAUGACUGCAUCAGGGCUACGUAUUAUCUUCACCCUUGAUGAAGUUACCUUUAUCCAGAAUCUUGUUUUUUACAUAGAAGCUGCCUACAAAGUUGCUGAUUAUGGAAUUUGGGAACGUGGUGAUAAGACAAACCAAGGAAUCCCUGAACUAAAUGCGAGCUCCGUGGGAAUGGCCAAAGCUGCUUUGGAAGCAAUUGAUGAACUAGAUCUUUUUGGAGCUCAUGGAGGACACAAAUCAGUGAUUCAUGUUCUUCCUGAUGAAGUGGAACACUGUCAGUCUAUUCUGUACUCCAUGUUGCCAAGGGCAUCCACGUCCAAGGAGAUAGAUGCUGGCCUUCUGUCUGUUAUUUCUUACCCAGCUUUUGCAGUGGAGGAUGUAAACCUUGUUAAUGUAACCAAGAGUGAAAUCAUAUCCAAACUGCAGGGCCGCUAUGGCUGCUGUCGCUUUCUCCGAGAUGGUUACAAGACACCCAGAGAGGAUCCAAGCAGGCUGCACUAUGAUCCUGCUGAGCUCAAGCUCUUUGAGAAUAUUGAAUGUGAGUGGCCAGUAUUCUGGACAUACUUCCUAAUUGAUGGAAUAUUUAAUGAGGACAAAAUCCAGGUACAAGAGUACAGAGAGGCUCUGGAAGGAAUACUUAUUAGAGAGAAGAAUGGAUUAGUGCUAAUGCCUGAACUGUACGCAGUCCCUCCAGAAAAGGUGGACGAGGAGUAUGAAAAUCCUCACUCCGUGGAUCGUGUCCCAAUGGGAAAGUUGCCCCAUCUUUGGGGGCAAUCAUUGUAUGUCCUGAGCUGCCUGUUAGCAGAGGGAUUUCUUGCUGCAGGUGAAAUUGAUCCCUUAAACAGGAGAUUUUCCACGGGAUUUAAACCUGAUGUUGUGGUACAAGUAACUGUUUUGGCAGAAUCUAAUCAAAUUAAGAAUCUGUUGCAAGACCGUGGAAUCAAUGUUCAGAGCAUUGCUGAUAUCCAUCCCCUCAGGGUGCAGCCAGCUCGCAUCCUCAGCAACCUCUACACCAUGUUGGGCCGGAACAAGAACAUGAAAUUAAGUGGCCGACCGCACCGGCACAUAGGAGUGUUGGGCACCUCCAAGCUCUACGUGAUAAGAAAUCAAAUAUUUGCUUUUACCCCUCAGUUUACUGACCAGCAUCACUUCUAUCUGGCUCUAGACAAUCAGAUGAUUGUGGAGAUGCUCAAGACAGAGCUGGCUUACCUCACUUCUUGCUGGAGGAUGACAGGGAGACCAACCUUGACGUUUCCCAUCACCCACACAAUGCUUGUUGAUGAUGGUACUGACAUUCAUCCAGCAGUUCUUGCCACAAUAAGAAAGUUGGAAGAUGGUUAUUUUGGAGGUGCAAGGGUGAAGAUAGGCAAGCUAUCAGAAUUUCUUACCACCUCUUUUCAUACAUAUCUGAGCUUCCUGGAUCCAGAUUGUGACCUAAAACUGUUUGAUGACCAUAAUGACAACUGUAAUAGUCCUGACAGUGAAUAUGGAGACUACCCAGCAGAUUUCUGUGAAAAAGAUAGCCAGGAUGAGCUGGAUCAGUAUAUAAAUGAUGUCCUGCAGAGCACAGCCCUGAAGUCAUACCUUCCUCCAACUUCAAAGACAACAAGUGAACCACCUGUGUUCAGUGCAAAUCAUUCCACAGAAGAGAUACUGUCCAUAAUGGCCAAGACAAAGGGCUUGGAAGUUCCAGCUGUGUCUAUGUCUCUUCCCACUAAAGUUCUGAACACACACCGAAAGUCUCUGAAUCUUGUUGAUAAUCCUCAUUUCUUUGGGACAAAGGACCAUGAAAAUGUUUUGCACUUACCUAAAGAUGCUCAUGGUGAUUUGGAUUGCAGGAAGCUUGUUGAUCAGCUGAAGGAAUGUCCAACACUCCAUGAUCAAGCAGAUAUCUUGUACAUCUUGCAUAUACUCAAAGGUGCUGACUGGGACACAGAGCUGGAUGGACAGUAUGGGGUCACUGUUCACUGCCUCCUCAAUGAGCUCUACAGAAAGGCAGGCCUCAAUCAGGAAUGGGGCUUAAUCCGUUACAUUUCUGGCAUACUCAAAAAGAGAGUUGAAGUCCUGGCUGAGGCAUGCACAGACCUUCUGUCACACCACAAGCAACUUACAGUGGGCCUGCCCCCAGAACCCCGUGAGAAAAUCAUCACCACCCCACUGCCCCCUGAGGAGCUCACAGAUCUCAUUUAUGAAGCCAGUGGCCAAGACAUCAGCAUUGCAGUCCUGACACAGGAGAUAAUUAUGUACCUGGCCAUGUACGUCCGCUCACAGCCCAGCCUUUUUGUGGAGAUGCUCCGGCUCCGCAUUGGUCUGAUAAUCCAGGUGAUGGCCACUGAGCUGGCACGAAGUCUCAAAUGCUCAGGUGAAGAAGCUUCAGAGAGCUUGAUGAAUCUAAGCCCCUUUGAUAUGAAAAGUCUCCUCCAUCAUAUUCUCAGUGGGAAAGAGUUUGGAGUGGAAAGAAGCUUGCGACCUGUAGAUUCUUCUUCAUCCAGCCCUGCAAUUUCUAUUCAUGAGAUGGGGCAUUCUGGAGCAACCAAAACAGAAAGAAGUGGUAUUACUAAAUUGAAGAGUGAGAUGAAGCAGUUCUUUCAUGAGGGGCACUCCAUGUCCAGCAGCAUGUUUGCUUCCACGAGGGGCAGUACUCCAUCCUCUCCCACCAGUUCUUCUCCGACUGGCUCCAGCGGGGACAUGAGCUGGGGUGACAGAAAAGGGCAGUGGCUGCGCAGAAGGAGGCUGGAUGGUGCUAUUAACAGAGUUCCUGUUGGCUUUUAUGAGAAAGUGUGGAAGAUCCUUCAGAAGUGCCAUGGUCUGUCCAUUGAUGGGUAUGUCCUUCCUUCUUCAACCACCAGAGAGAUGACCCCGUGUGAAAUCAAGUUUGCAGUGCACGUGGAGUCGGUGCUGAACCACGUCCCCCAGCCCGAGUACAGGCAGCUGCUGGUGGAGGCCAUUCUGGUCCUGACGUUCCUGUCGGACAUCGAGGUGAACAGCAUCGGGGGCAUCAUCCACGUGGACAGAAUCGUGCACAUGGCCAAUGACCUCUUUCUGCAGGAGCUGAAAUCAUUUGGAGCUACUGGCAGUAUCUUGGAGAAAGACGCAGCCACAGGAAUUUGCCACUUUUUUUAUGAUAGUGCUCCCAGCGGAGCCUAUGGCACCAUGACUUACCUAACAAAAGCCAUAAUAAUUUAUUUACACGAUUUCCUGCCUAGCACAGGCUGUGCAAUGCAGUAAGUGAAGCCUCACAUGGGAGGAAAGGCUCAGAGGUUCUUCCUCCCCCGUUCCCUGUCACAACCCUCUUGGCUGCUGCCUGUGUGUGUGCCAUGCACUCACUCAGCAUUUGGCACUGCUGGGGAUGCUCUGUGCACACCUGCUGCUGGGGACAGGGAGCUGGAAUUUGGCCUGGUUUUAGGAGAGUGUGUGAGAAAUAACAAAUAGUGAGGCUUAUUCUGCCCAAAGUGCAUAAAUGUAAUUCGUAUUAAAUUAGCAAGAAUUAUACAGUUCUGCCAAGGGGAAAACAGAUUACUCUGUGGAGAUCAAAAGGCAUAAUAAAACAAGGGAACUGCAUCUCAGGCAUAGAGUCUCACAAAUAAGGGAAGUGAUGGAAUUCAUUAAUUUUUCUCCUGCUGUGUGUAAAUGUACAUCGUUGUGAAUCACUAAUGCAAAGUGUGAAACAUCCAGGGAAAUGUAAAUUAGAGGAGUAAGAGUAACUUGAAAUAACGUGGUGAUAUUUCUAAUACACUUUUAUCCUGAUUCUCUUCUCAUUUGCACCUAGUCAGUGCAGGGCUAAUGCCAGCAGGGACAAACAUCCUACAAUAUCCACUAAUUUGGGAGGAUAGCCUAUGUCAGGAAGCUGCAUCUGUCUUUAAUCUGAAUAGCUUCCUUCCCUGCUUCCCCAGGACUUUGGAGGCAAAAUCUCAAGACUCUAGCUUCUCCAGUGUGACACUUUUAUGCCUGUAAUCCUUUCCUCUGAAUGGAGCAAGAUAAACCCCAUCCACUUGAGCGCCCUUUCCAAGUCUCCUGAUCAUUUCCCUCACAAACAGCCUCAGAGUUAAGAAUGGCAUAAUUGUGGCUUUUCCAGUGUAGUAUUAGUUUAUGGAAGGCUUUGAUGUUUCUCUUUGUUUUUGUGUGUUUCUUUUUUCCUUUUUUUUUAUUUCCUUUGCCAUUUUUUCUUUCUUCUUUUUAGUUUGAAGUCACAUUGGUCUCAUGUAAUUAGGGGUUGGGCUGCCUGCAAGUCGCCCUGCAGACAGUUCGCAGGUUAAUGCUGUCAGCUGGAAGCUCUGAGGUGCUGCAGGGAGUAGGUGCAUCCUGCAUGGAAAUGACUCCAUGGCCAUUUAAACUGAAAACAGAGUUUGGCAGCCUCUGGAGAGGGAAACCCUGCCUUACCCCAGGCACUGGCUGUGGUUUUCCUUGUGCCUGUGCUGCUGGCUUUGCCACCAGCCACAUGUCAGCAUCUGGCUAACAGCUUAGGAAAGUGGCAGUAGCUUCAGCAUCCCAUGGCCACAGACAGGCUCCCUCAGUAGCACUGCAGCCAUAUGAGCAGAAAGGAUCAGAGCAAUUCUGUCUUGCCAGGUAGAGGUGAAAGGAGCAGAUAGGCCUGUAAAGAUAAGUACUUUCUGAGCUAUAUAAGCCUGGCAGCCUGCCUGCUGUCCCUCUACACAGUCACUGCUGCUAUAGCAGCACCUGGGAACUGACUCAAGAGAGUGGAGGUGUAGGAGGCCUCAGUGUGAGGGGAUUUAAUGUUUUUUCAGAGACCAGAGGAGUUUGGUAGUCCAGAGGACCAGGAGUCCUGUGUUAGCCACCAUGGGAACCAUGGGCCUGUGCAGGGGCCAGUAUAAAGUGACAGUUCAGGUACAAUUAGCACUUGGGUGUGGAAGUUAUUUUAUUGGCGUGGUGCCUGUUUUGUAAGGGUUUGCCUUUGUUAUUAUUUGGUGUGGGUUUUUUAACUUUUUAUAUGUAUUGUGAGAGCUCACUUGGCUCUUUCCCAGUGAAAGGAAGUAAAAUCCUUUGUCUUGUUUAAGCAGACAGUGCAGAGCAAAAGCACAACAAGAGCAAGGUGAUGUUUUUUUAUUUUACCCGGUAUCAUACAAAAAGUAGUAGCAGUUAUUUUUGCUUUUCUUCUUGAAUCCUAGAUUGAGAGAGAUGCAAGAUGAUUUUUUGCUCAGAUUUCUAUUUGAUUUUUUUUAACCUACUGUGUGAAUUUGUUUUCAGAAGAAGGCUGAUGUUUUCCAUGCAGCUACAUUGAAGUCUAAAGCAAUGAAAUGUAUGGCCUAACAUACCUAGACACCCCUUAACACUUCUUUGUUUUUAAAUGGGAGUGUCAUUGGUGUCUUUACCAUCAAAUUCACAGUAUGACCUAGGUUAUGGUAUAUUCAUGAUGAUCACAAUAAAUUACCUCAUGGAAUGCAGGCAAUUGGAAAGUAUUUAUACUCUUCAAAUUUGAAGAGUUUAGGUAUCUGUCUGGUGGUGAAGGGUGGUACUCAAACACAAGGCCAGUGGAAGGCAAACUUAGGUUACUUGCAGGGUCAGGCACAGCUGCACAGGAGCUGGCAGAAUAAGGACCUGUGUCCAGCUCAGAGCUCACACCACAUGCUGGCCCCAGGCCAGUGUCCCCCCUGCUCACACCAUUGCCUUCCCCCUGCUGCUGACAGGGACGUGGGUUUGUCAAACUAAACAGAUCAAAAGUGCCAUUGAUCUCCCUGAGCUGCUGGUCCCACAGGUUACUGUGAAAGCUGAAUGGGUGGAGUACAAAGUUUGUCUGGCUUCUCUCCUGCUAAUUGUACUCUCCUUUCUCAGGAAAAGUCCUGCUUGUUCCUGGAAGGUGCAGGUGAGCCACACAGUCCUUGGCUGCCCUGCAAAGGGGCAGCCACUUUCUGUGGGGUAGUGAAACACCUGGCCUGCCCCAUGUGGUACGGGACACUGCAGGAAUGUGUCCCCCCUCUGGCAGCAGCCAGGCCCUUGAGUGAAGUGAGAGCUUCACUGAGACAGUCCAAGUCCAACCUUGGGCACUUUUUGGAGUGGUUGGCAGGUAGGAGCAGAGUUGGCCAGAAAGCAGGAGAGAGAUGCUGCCAGUGGUGGCAGCUGUAGCUGUAGGGUGAGAGCUUGGCACUCAUCUGCAGGCUGAUUCAGGCACUGCUUAAAGGACCACUCACAUCUGGAAUAUUAAGUGGCUGCUGCACAGAAUCAUGACUAAAAAGAAGGGAUUGAGGAUGUGGGUUAUAGAAGAAGAGCUUCUGCUCAAACAGUUUGGAUUUAAGUACAAGCAGCAGGGCUUUUUCCCCACUCCCAGUUUCAGUCGCAAGUGGCAUUUAUUCCCAGCGUUAGAUGUUUCACAGUUACUCCCCAUGCCACUCCCCUUCUGUCAGGGGCCAGGGGCCCUUUGUGCCACCAGCAGCUGACAGGACAGGCUUUCUGGUUUGGCUCAGUGAUUCAGUUCCUCUCAUACCUCAGUCCUGCAUCCCCAAAAGGCUCUCACUGCCUGCUGAGUGAAGCUGUGCUGCGACUGUAGCUUGGCAUCCCCUCUCAGGAAGUAGUCCCUCGAGGCCAGUCCUCUUCAUGCCAGGUUCAGGAAUGUGUCCUUAGUGGGGGACAUCCACACUGGAGGCUGCCAGCCAUCCUUCAGAGCUCCUGUGUCUCACUGUACAGCCUGGCUUUGUCCUCUUUACUGGGGCAGGUGGCAAAGGGGGACUCCGGAGCUGCAGUGUCCAGUCCCACCUUGUCACUUCACACCCACUGCAUGGAAGCCAACAGUGGGAAGCAAGAUCCCACCACACACAGAGGUGUUUGCCCAUUGUAAGUGGAGCCAUUUUGUAACUCCACUGGAAUAAGGUGGGACUGAUCAUCACAGUGCAUAGAUCAGAAUGCUAAAAAUAUACAUUGUGUAUUACCAACACCAUUAAAGUUUCAAUGUAAAUUU
This is a messenger RNA of Camarhynchus parvulus, 7422 nucleotides long. RefSeq names its product phosphorylase kinase regulatory subunit alpha 2 (gene PHKA2). Gene Ontology annotation, biological process: glycogen metabolic process. The record is from RefSeq and is a predicted model, not a curated record. Bases 75 to 3740 code for a protein of 1221 amino acids. Gene Ontology annotation, molecular function: calmodulin binding. Gene Ontology annotation, cellular component: phosphorylase kinase complex. Lineage: Eukaryota; Metazoa; Chordata; Aves; Passeriformes; Thraupidae. The transcript is spliced from 32 exons.